This is a messenger RNA of Esox lucius (northern pike), 3235 nucleotides long. RefSeq names its product angiopoietin 2a (gene angpt2a). Lineage: Eukaryota; Metazoa; Chordata; Actinopteri; Esociformes; Esocidae. The record is from RefSeq and is a predicted model, not a curated record. Gene Ontology annotation, molecular function: receptor tyrosine kinase binding. The transcript is spliced from 9 exons. Bases 324 to 1808 code for a protein of 494 amino acids. Gene Ontology annotation, biological process: Tie signaling pathway.
CCUUCACUCCCAUAGCUACCUAACGAAGAGGCCAACUGCAGCUGCAAGCAAGAGACCGGAGGCUUAAUGAAAGAGAGAACACAAGCAGUCUAGGACUCGGAACCUGCAGGAGUGACACACUGUCUACCCGGCGUACCCCAAACUGUGUCCCCUCCUCCUGCCUAUAAAAGAACAUGAGUUGGAAGAGGCCUGUGCACAUGGAUGUUCCAGAGGAAAGAAUAACAACAAAAUUGAAACUCUAAAAACAAUUAACUGAGAGGCAAAGACUCACAAGGAGAGUUUGGAUUACCUUUUCGAAAUAAUUUUUAUUUUAAUACUUUGAAAUGUUUUAUGUCGGCUUACUGUUCUUGAGUGGCUGCCUGGCCCCAGGAGCAGAGUCCAUGAAAACUACAGACACGACAGCUGGUAAGAGACAGUACCAGAUCCAGAAUGGCCCGUGCAGCUAUACCUUCCUGCUGCCAGAGCAGGACAGCUGCAAGACCCCGAGCAGCACCUAUACCAACCUCGUCCAGAAGGAUGACCCAGCAGAAUAUGACGACUCAGUCCAGAGGUUGGAGCAGCUGGAGAACAUCAUGGUGAACAACACACAGUGGCUCCUGAAGCUAGAGAACUACAUUCAGGAAAACAUGAAGCAGGAGAUGAUGCGCAUGCAGCAGAAAGCAGUGGAUAACCACACGGCGGCCAUGAUAGAGAUUGGAACUAACCUGCUGAGUCAAACAGCUGAGCAGACACGGAAACUGACCAGCGUAGAGGCUCAGGUAAUAAAUCAUACAACGCGGCUUGAACGUCAGCUUCUUGAGAACUCUCUGUCAACAAAUAAAUUGGAAAAACAGCUUAUUAUUCAAACAAAUGAAAUAAGCAAGUUGAAUGACAAAAACAGCUACCUGGAGAAGAGGGUGGGACAGAUGGAAGAACAAAGACAGGUGGAGCUGAAGACACUGAAGGAGGAGAAGGAGCAGCUCUCCACCCUGGUAAUGAGACAGACGGCUGUCAUCGAAGAGCUGGAGCAACAGCUGCUCCGGGCCACCAGCAACAACUCUGCCCUGCAGCGGCAACAACACGAGCUGCUGGAGACCGUCAACAACCUAAUCUCCACCAUCUCCGUCCCUACUGGUGGAGGGAACAAGCCUACCAUGAUGCAGGACACACCGACCACAUACCCAGACUGCACCGCGGUCUACAAGUCAGGGAACAAAGACAGUGGGGUCUACACACUGAACCUUCCCAACACGACUCAGGAGUUCAAGGCUUACUGUGACAUGGAUACGGAGGGGGGAGGAUGGACAGUACUACAAAAACGUUUUGAUGGCCGUGUUGACUUUCACCGUACGUGGAAAGAGUACAAAAUGGGCUUUGGAAACCCCUCUGCUGAAUACUGGUUGGGAAAUGAGAUUGUUUCCACACUGACCAAUCAGCAACCAUACGUCUUGAGAAUCCAGCUGACGGACUGGGAGGACAACGCGGCAUUCUCACUUUAUGACCAGUUUUCUCUCGACACUGAAGCAGAGAAUUACAGGAUACACCUUAAAGGCUAUAGUGGGACAGCAGGCAAAAUCAGUAGCCUUGGUCAACCGGGAAAUGACUUCAGCACAAAGGAUGCCGACAACGACAAAUGCGUUUGUAAAUGCUCACAACUGACAACAGGAGGCUGGUGGUUUGACGCCUGCGGGCCCUCUAACUUAAACGGAGUAUUUUUCCAGCAGGGCCAGAACUCAAAUCGAUUUAACGGAAUCAAAUGGUACUACUGGAAAGGUUCAGGCUACUCACUGAAGUCAACCACAAUGAUGAUCAGACCAGCAGACUUCUGAGACUCUCAGGGCACAUGGCUUCUCACAGACACGCACCGAAUGGAAAGUACUGACACUUUGAGGAAAACAAACAACGCAGAGAAGAAUGACAAACAAGGCCUAAUAGAUGCUCUAAAACAGCAACCUCAUCACUUCCAAUCAUUCCACAAGGGAAGGAACAAUUCACUUUCCUCCAACAAGUCAGCAAAAAAAAUGUUUACUUUUUAUUUUUAUUUUUACAGAAUGUACAGGAGAAGCUGAGAGGAAAAUGUAAAGUAAGAACUAUGUGCAGUACGUCAGAAAUAUGAGAUUUGGGCUGCAUAACCAACCGGUACAAAUGAAACAGGUUGGAAAUCUUGUAUUUAUAGCAAACUGGAAGUGUGGGAGAAAUAUAAUCCUACUGUUUUCUGUCAAGAAGAAAUACUACUUCACCCUAUUACUUUUGAUACAAUGAAUUGGAACAUAAUAAUUGCAUUAUAUUUUAGAUUACCUACCAAUAGGCUUAUUAAUAUUAAAAGGGUACAAAAUGCAAUUCUUUGUAUCAAAAAGGAACAUAUUCAAGGAGGUUGUACAUACUCAGUUUAAUUUAAAUGUAUAGAUGGUUCAAAAAAUAUUCUAAUGAAUGUGAUAACUUUGCAUGUUACUCAAAAUAAUUUCAUAAUCAAUGCCAAUUAUGCACUUAGAUAAGCAAAUGUGUUACAAUCCAUUGUAAAGCCUAAAAUGUGUUUAACUACUCCAUGAUUAGAGUAUUGUAAUUACAAUUGCAUCUUUGCCUGGCUUAGGCUACUCUGCUGUAACAAAUAUGUGCAACAGGUUUCACAGUAGUAACAUAUCUGCUUAUAUUUAUCAAUCUAAUUUAAUUGUUUUACUGUAGAAAUAAUGAGAUUACAGGUAAUAACUUAUUUUAAAUGAACUUUAAGCAUUCUUCCGUCAACAUUUGAGACAAGCAUUUUAUGUUCACUUUCUUCUUAUAGGUGACUGUAGGUAUGAGUAGGUAUAGAACUAUGCAAUUUAUCUGAAUGUAAAUGCUAAUGCAAUUACAUUCAGAUAAAUUCUCUGCCAAUAGCAGGCUUUUGGAAGAGACUAUUUACAACAACAUUAUUCACAAGACAGAGAAAUCAGCACAGAUGGAGUGUGUCAGGUAGCUAAAAAAUGCUUAAUGGCCCCCUUGAAAUCAAAUUGGCUGGCUCAUCAGGAGCAUUCAGUCUCUGGAGAGUGUGUGGACUGUUUUGCUGCCACAACAGAACUGUCAGUGCGAUUUCUAGAGGAAAUGUGACGAGACAUGUUCUAUACCAAAACACCCCUUCCCCUUCACAGAUGCAGGAAAAAGAUUCAUGAAUGUAGGAGGACAGGAAGAGGCAACAUCCACAUCUGACACAGGAUGCCGCAGUCAAAAACAACAACUGCUUUCAAAAUUAAUAAAUGGUAAUAAAAUUAGCAGAUUUCCG